Schistocerca nitens (vagrant locust) is the source of this 1626-nucleotide messenger RNA. Its product is annotated as proteoglycan 4-like. The transcript is spliced from 3 exons. The record is from RefSeq and is a predicted model, not a curated record. NCBI's taxonomy places the organism in Eukaryota, Metazoa, Arthropoda, Insecta, Orthoptera, Acrididae. Bases 1 to 1626 code for a protein of 541 amino acids.
AUGUCCAUGGCCACCCUGAUGAUUUCCACAGGGCAGGCACAAGCGCUGGCGCAGCACCUUACCCCAGCACAAAGAAGGCAUCUCCCAGUCAGCAUCCUCCCCAAACCCACACCCAAUGCCCAACCCAAAAAGACCGCUCCCGCACCUAAACCCUCUCCUCCCGAACAAACCAAGACACAACAUCCAUCUGCCCCGUCCAAGCGCAUCAAAGACGUGGUAAAAAGUGCCAGAAAGCACAAAACCACCGUCAGGCGGAAACCACCUAAGAAAGCAACAUCAAUCCCACCGCCAACCACCAAGGCACGUACUCCCUCCCCCUCAGGGAGCGGGGACGAGACAGACCGCCCCCUCGUCAUCGACGAAUCCCGGGAACCCACCCCCGCAGACACUACCGAGCCCCAGACAUCAGGCACCGAGGGCGACGGUUUUCAGAAAGCGCGGAAAACCGCCCGCCUACCCGUCACCCAGCAGGCAAGAGGCAUUGCUUCUACAAGCAAUAAGUUCUUGCCGCUGUCUGACGAGGACGAAGCAGUACCCGCGGACCACGAGUUUAUGACGACUACGCGCGACCCGGACGAUGAGAUGGAAUACUCUACAGACCCUCCCCGUGAAGACUGUGCUGCCGGUGCCCCGCAGAGGGUGCCUCAGCGCAAGAGAUCGGCUGUCACGUCGGCCAGUGACGACCAACACACUUCUGGUACGAGUGACGCUGGAUUCAAGAAACCGCCACCUAAGAAGAGGGCGGCUCCACGACAGCGCACGCCCGUUGCCCCUGUAUCUACUGCCAAUCAGUACGACGCCCUCCAGGAUGGCGCCGACUCUGAAGAUCCCGACGGGCCUCCACCGGCGGCUGCCGACGAUGCUUCCCGUCGUUCCGGCCCUAAGCUGCCGCCGAUUGUUAUCGACUACCCUGACGACUAUAUGACGCUUCGGGACUGGCUCCAGGCCAACCUAAAGGAUGCUUUCACCGCCAAACACUGCGGCGAAGACCGUCUGAAGCUGACCGUCGCCACCACUGAAGAUUACGUGGCUGUCAUGGACAUGGUUGGUGCACGUGGGAUCCCCAAUUACACCUUCCCCACUGUCCGUCCCAAAGUUCUCAAGGUUGCCAUGCGUGGCAUACCGCUGAAGAUGAAGGCGGACGCCUUUAAGGACGGCCUCAUCACUAUGGGUUUCGCGCCUACUGCAGCCACGCGGAUGAAGAUGCCUGGUACUCAGCGCCCCAUCCCUUUGAUGGAGAUCCCGUCCCGCUCCGAUGGACCACAGCAGCGGCGCCGGGCUGCGCCCCCACCUGCUCCACCUCUUACUCCUCCGCGGCAACCCGCCCAGCGGCGUCUGCUUGCUGCUCGGGCGGACCUUGGCUAUGCCGACGUCCUCCAGGGCCAGACGACGCCUCCUUCUGCCCCUGCUGUUCCGCCUCCGCGACACUCUGAAGACGGGCCCGCUCCACCUGCUGCGGCUGCUGAUUUCAUCGCGGUCUUGAAAGAAGUCCAGGCCACCCUCGUUGCUGUCUCCGCCGCUCUGGCCCAGCUGCCGACCGCCAUCACUGCUGCAGUCCAUGCAGCCCUCCGAAGUUUCCCCACCGCCACGGCGUUUGCAUCCACUGGCCAUGGCUCACAACCUUAG